ACGGCGUCUCGUGUUUUAACCGUCACGUGUUUGCAGUAGGUAAAGGCAGGGUAUAUGGAAUAACGUUUGAGCGCAUGCAUACGUCAGUAGGACGAUAACAGAUACGUUAGCUAGUCACGAACUAGUAUUACCAGAAAAAAUAAACCAAAAAAGUGUUCUUCCGAGGGUGUACCAUGCCAAAGGAGUACGGGAAUUAGGACGACAAAAGCAGUCAACGGCGACCUGGAACUGUCAUGGAACGGCUUUCGAGAGUGGCAUGUUAUUUUCGAUGGAUGAGAAAUGCGACAACUCAUGAUGCAAGUGAAGUGGAGGACGAACGUAAAACUAUUGAGGUUGAACGAUAUCGGAAUGUGGGAUGCAAUUUCGAAGCCCCGAAGCGACUUUGUGGCAUUUUGGAGAGUAUCCUUUUUUGGGAGAACUCUGUGUAUAGUAUCUCUGUCGUCAUUGUAUUCAAUAUACUGUUUUGGGGUAUUAUUGUAUUAGAAGUUCGUGGCUUUGCUGCAGCCAGUAGUGCUGCAUUGGUUGUUGUUCUCUGUUAUAGUACUUUGGAAACUCAAGUUCAAAAAGAAAAUAAAGCAUUGGACAUAGCUGCUUCAUACGCAAAGGCAGAACAAAGUGAAAAAAUAGGAAAGAGAAUAAAAUCAGCAAUUAAUAAUUUGAAGCAAUUGAGAAAAGAACAACCAGGCGUGUUUUGUGCUGCUGUAUGCUCUCUGUCUUUGGGUUUGUGGAUUAUUGGCCGUACUAUAAAUGGUGUACUUUUUACAUAUACAAUAUGCAUGAGCAUUUUACUUGGUCCUGCAUUAUUGUUAAAGCUACCUAGCAAAAUGGUAUUACAUAAAGAAUGGGAUAGUGAAAUUGAAGAAUUUUUACCAGCAGUAACUGAAGAUAAUCUUCAAGUUCUUACAAGAGCAGGAGAGUCAGGAGAUCAGUCUCCAACACCAACAAGUGUAUUAUCUGAUGCUGAAUUUUUUAACGAUGAAGACCUUAUAGGUCUUAAAAUGCCAUCACAUGAAGAUGAAAGUACUGAUAGUGCAGAAGUUUCUGAAUUAGAGCUUAGUGCUGAAGAAACUGAUGUGGAUGGUAUUAAAUUUCGAAGUGGCCAUUUUAAAAAGGGAUCAUCUUCUGAAGAAGAAGCAGAACUUGAACCUAUACCAAGCAAUUUAGCUAGCCAUAGUGAUGAAAGUGGUAGCGAAUUUGAAAUAAUUGAUGGUCAUGAUGUUGAUAACUUAAAUAUUGCAUAAAAUGCAAUGAUAUGUAAACUGUGAAG
This is a messenger RNA of Eufriesea mexicana, 1267 nucleotides long. RefSeq names its product protein FAM134C. Lineage: Eukaryota; Metazoa; Arthropoda; Insecta; Hymenoptera; Apidae. The record is from RefSeq and is a predicted model, not a curated record. Gene Ontology annotation, cellular component: membrane. The transcript is spliced from 7 exons. The coding region runs from base 234 to 1241 and encodes 335 amino acids.